Messenger RNA from Thlaspi arvense, 5278 nucleotides. The record is from the annotation of a GenBank genome assembly. NCBI's taxonomy places the organism in Eukaryota, Viridiplantae, Streptophyta, Magnoliopsida, Brassicales, Brassicaceae.
AUGUUCAAGCCAUCUGGAUUAUCUGCUGUUUUCUUGUGUGGAUCUUGUAGUGAGAUUUUAUGUCGUGAUGCAUACUUUCGCUCACCCUCUAUAUGUGCAUAUAUUACAGGGAAUGGAUCUCUAUUUAAGAGACAUGAUGAGCAAGCUGUGACUUGUGAAGACUUCUUUGCUGCUAUGCGUGAUGCAAACAAUGCAGAUUUUGCUAAUUUCUUGCAAUGGUACUCCCAAGCUGGAACGCCAGUUGUUAAAGUGGCCUCCUCUUACGAUGCUGAAGCUCGUACCUUUUCUUUGAAAUUCAGUCAGGAGACACCCCCGACUCCAUGCCAGCCAACAAAAGAACCAACAUUUAUUCCAGUAGUGGUUGGUCUUCUAGACUCAAGUGGGAAAGACAUUACACUUUCCUCUGUUUAUCAUGAUGGUACACCGCAAGCCAUUUCAAGCAGCAGCACAAUACUUCGAGUGACUAAGAAAGAAGAAGAGUUUGUGUUCUCUGAUAUAUCAGAAAGACCUGUUCCAUCCCUAUUUAGGGGAUUCAGUGCCCCAGUUCGCGUUGAGACUGAUCUCUCCAGUGAUGAUCUUUUCUUCCUCCUAGCCCAUGAUUCAGAUGAAUUCAAUCGGUGGGAGGCAGGUCAAGUUCUGGCAAGGAAGCUCAUGCUGAACUUAGUUUCUGACUUCCAGCAAAAUAAACCGUUGGUUCUAAACCCAAAAUUCGUGCAAGGUCUCGGCAGCGUGCUUUCUGACUCGAGCUUGGACAAGGAAUUUAUAGCCAAAGCAAUAAUAAUGCCUGGGGAGGGAGAGAUAAUGGACAUGAUGGCCGUGGCGGAUCCCGAUGCUGUUCAUGCUGUUCGAGAGUUUGUCAGAAAACAGCUUGCAUCUGAACUUAAAGCUGAGUUUAUAAAGAUAGUCGAGAACAAUAGAAGCACUGAAGCUUAUGUCUUUGACCACCCAAACAUGGCGAGGCGUGCUUUAAAGAAUGUAGCGCUAGCUUACCUUGCAUCUCUCGAGGAUCCAGAGUUUGUGGAACUUGCAUUGAGUGAAUACAAGACGGCCACCAAUUUGACCGACCAGUUUGCUGCUUUGGUGUCUCUUUCCCAAAACCCGGGUAAAACCCGUGACGACGUUCUUGCUGACUUCUAUGACAAGUGGCAGGACGAUUACUUGGUUGUUAAUAAAUGGUUCCUCCUUCAAGCAACGUCUGACAUUCCUGGCAACGUGGAGAAUGUCAAGAAGCUUGUGGAUCAUCCAGCUUUUGAUCUGCGCAAUCCGAACAAGGCAAGUGAAAUCUCAGAACUCAAUUCAUUCCGCAACCAUUUGUUGUUUCUCAGUUAUGGAUCGGGUUACAAGUUCUUGGGCGACAUUGUUGUCCAGUUAGACAAAUUGAAUCCUCAGGUUGCGUCUCGUAUGGUGUCUGCCUUUUCGAGGUGGAAGCGGUACGAUGAAUCCCGGCAAGCUCUAGCCAAGGCGCAAUUGGAGAUGAUAAUGUCAGCAAACGGAUUGUCUGAGAAUGUGUUUGAGAUUGCCUCCAAGAGUUUGGCUGGUUGAGAGAGAGACGUUAAGAGUCCUUUUAAAGACGUUAACUAUUUUUAGUUAAUGAAAUAAGCAAAUGGGUUAUAUAAUAAAGUAUCACAGAUUGUUUUAACCUGUUAGUUUUUACUUUUUAUAAUGAACUCGUGCAUUAUUUAUAUAAUCUGCCAACAGUGGCAAAGUCGUCAUCAUGCCAUUCCUGUUGCAUGUUCCUUUUAUAACAGUUUACAAAUCGUAAGUUCCUUUUGCAUCAAAACAAAACCCUUUCACUGUUGAACAAAAAUACAAAAUUAACGAGUGAAUGAUUAAAAGUCUAUAUAUAUAGUACAACAAAAUCACAUAGUACAUAGUCUGGAUUCAUCAAACUCAUUGCUCCCAUCAGAGAGACUUUCAUCGUCGUCUGCAUACAAUUGCUUCCAUCAGAGAUACUUAAGACUCUCAUCAUCGUCGUCUUCAGAGACUUGUUCUGAACAAGAUUCAUGGCUCCCAGCAGAGAGACUCUCAUCAUCAUCGUCGUCUGUCAAGAUCUGGACACCACAUUCAACAAUAUCGAAUUCAUGGGAUGAGGUGCUGAAUUGGAAUGAUACCUCGUUGUCCUGUUCAAGCCAUUCGUCAUCCUUACGCAAUCCCAAAUGAAAUAUACAGAGAUGUUUUCUUCGGAUAUAGGGGAAACUCGCGAGGUCUUGUUCGUCAAUAGGGCAACCGUUUAAGCUUAUGCGCCACAAUACAUCAAAAUCUCCCUUAAAAAGUCCUGAUUCGGUAUGCGGUUUAGGGGUAACCACGAUGCAAAAUCUAAAUCGGUAGAAAGAUGAAGAGAUGGUCAAGGAGUUUCCUAGAGCUCGGUGAUUGAACUCCGCAGGUAUUUCCCAUCCGGGUAAGCAUGCUAGAGAUGAUUGCUGUGUAAUCACUCUCCUUGCUUCUCGGCCCAAUUUGUAGCAGUUGAUGAACCAGAGUAUCUCAAUUUGAGAGUCAAUAGGGAAAGAUGUUAUCGUCUCCAAUGACUCGCAAGUGUCUACUCCUAGUGCUCUGAGCGAGGGAGGGAGCUCUGGCAGUGAUGCAAGUUUUGGACAUCCAGAUAUGUAAAGAAUGACUAACCCUUGAAGAUCUUUGAUACGGUCUGGAAUUCUCUCAAUAUCUGCGCCAAUUCGCUCUGGAAGAUCUUCCUCCGAAAGUGGAUAGGGAUAGAUACUGCCGAAUAUAAGGAGACUCCGAAGGCGAGACCAAGGGCUAAUUGUUUGAAGCAUUUCUUCUAACAUCGUGUCUGUAAUUAAGAGUUUUGUGACGUUCCCGUAAAUAUCUGGAUUUAGCCUCAAUUGCCAGCAUCCCAUCACGAAGACUGAUGGUGAUGGUAGGUUGAAGAGAGUCGGAACAACCUGUAGCUUCAUACAGAAACUCAUUUGCAACUCUUCUAGCUUAGGAAGAUUUCCAAUUGAUGAAGGAAUCUCCACCAAACUCCGACAGUCGUUCAGAUCCAAUUCCUCGAGAUUUGUAGCGCUUGAAAGAUCCGGGAGUUCCUUUAAACACCGGGAAGAUGACAAAUCCAUCUUCUUGAGAUUUGUAAGUGGCUGAAUACCUUCCCAAAAUUUCUCUAGCCUGUUAUUUUUCAUAUUGAGUUCCACAAGAUAUUGAGGCAUAAAUGUACGAGGAAGAUACUUCCCAGGGUAUUCUUCCCAGUGUAAUAGCCUUAGCUGAGGCGGGAAAUCCAUCUCAUCGUGUAUCUGCACUGUAACAUUUGUAUCUAGUCUUGUCUUGUAGAUACUGAUAAAUCGAACAUUAAGCAUAUUUCUAAAAGCACUUUUGCUUAUAUACACGACGUUUGGAAUUGUGGAUAUAUCCAAAGAUAUACCCGUCACAUUUCUACUACCCUAAGCCAAAUUUAAAAAAAAAAGAGAGCAAAUGUUAGCACAAUAGAUAAAGAAAGUCUUUUUUAGCAUUCAGCCGAUUUAACAAGUAUAUUUAAGGGAAAAAAAAAAAAAACAAAGAGAGAACUUACAUAAUCAGUUUUGAGGACUUCACAAAUCUCAUGAGCAUUAGUUAAGAUCUGGCGCUUCGAAAGCUCUUGUCGUUCAACAGCUUCUCUAGCCACUUGUUGUAGCAACUUGUGCAUCAUUACUUUGCCUUCGGUUGAUAUGUGUAUCAGAGAUUUAUAGGCAAGUUUAUUUAACCCGAGUCUAACAUCCAAGAUGUCAGCGAGCAUGGCCAUCACGUGAUCAUCGUUUUCGUAGUUGAAGAAGAAUGCAAUGUGGAGAAACAGCGAUUGAUCCUUCUCAUGUAAACUGUCGUAUCCGACUCGAAGUACUAAAUCAAUCUUUCGAUCAAGGCUAGUUUCUAGCCUAUGCAAUAUACUUUCCCAGUCAACUUCUUUCUUUCCGCGUAAAGUUGAACCCAUGACACGAAGACCCAGAGGAAGGUUGCUACAGAUCUCUGUUACUCGUUCGACAAGCUUUUCAAAACAGCCUGGUGCAUAGCUCUGUUUAAAAGCAAAUCUACAAAAUAUCUUACUAGCUUCUUCUUUAGUUGGAAAAUGCACAUAGUAUGUGUUAUCGAUACCAUGUUGCUCCAGAAGCUCUUGAUCUUCCGUGGUUAUGAUAAUCCUGCUUCCAGGACCAAACCAGUUAGUUUCAUUAGCCAAAGCCUCAAGCUGCUGCAGAUCAUCCACAUCAUCAAGCAUUAUAAGCACAUUUUGGUCGCAUAGCCUUUCCCGUAUAGCACCUAAAUGCUUUACACUCAUACCGUUUUGGUUUAGAAUCUUGGAAAGAAGUUGCUCUUGUAAGUGCAACUUCAAACCAUACUCGUCAAGACUGCUAUUAUAGCUUCCCUUAAUAUUCUCCAUAAAACAAGUAAGCUGAAAACUGCUAGAGAGUCGGCUAUGUAAAGCCCUCGCAAUGGUAGUCUUACCGAUUCCCGCAGGGCCACAGAUUCCUACUAUCAUAGCUUCAUCCUCAUCGUGUAAAUGUAACAAAGACUGCAUUUUCUGCAAAUGUGCUUCAAUACCCACCAUGCCUUCAAAAUCGCUACAGAUUGUAAUGUUUAGUUUGUUUGAAACAUCAAUGGCAAUCUUUUCAAUCAUCUUCGAUUCCUUAUCCCUAACAAAAGAAGUGCUCUCCAGCAAUGUUUCCCACAUCGGCCAAAGCUUGGCUCCAUUUUCGCCUCUCUUCCUCCGUUCUGCGGCGACAAGUUUCACUGAAAGCUCUCCCGAAUUCUCCGGUUUGUUUCCGAACAUCAGAGGGAUCUACUCCGUAGAAGACCGUCAUCACAAUUUGCCCAAUAUUUUGCUUGCACUUGAAGAUCUCCACCAAUUCAUCCAAACACCAUCCUGAAGAAGCAUAGUUCUUCGUGAGCACCACGAUCGAGAUCCUCGAUUCCUUAAUCGCUUUUUUGAGAGCAGGACCGAUGGUUUCACCUCUCUCGAUCCCUUGAUCAUCGAACAUCGAAAUCCCAUUGCAGCUAAACUGUUUGCGUAAAUGACUGAGAAAGGUUUUACGCACGUCUGGGCCAUGGAAGCUCGUGAAGACACGGUAUCUCCAGGUACGACUCCGAGAAGAAGAAGAAGCCAUGAGAGAGGUUAUCGUGAGUGGUUCAAAAUCACAGAUUCACAGGCCAUAAAUGGUUGAAAUCGGAGAAGAUAGCAAACACGCACACUUACUGUUGACUCUGUUGACCAAGACGACUAUAAGUUUCUUUUUUCUUUUUUUUUUCUUUUUUAUUGUUGUUAAAGCGAUGAAGUUUCUUAGCCAACAUCUUUGAAAAGCAA